AAAGGCUAAAACAGUUGACUCCAUUGUAGUUGCUUGGUGGGCUGUCUUUCAAGAAUGAGGGAAGUUGAGGUGCCUACAAAGGCUGAGAAUGAAUUGUGACUGCGGUUAGAGAAAUGGGAUUUGGCCUUACCCAUGGUGGGUCCUUCACUGGGAUCUGGCCGGGAGUGUUGUGAUAAAAAGCUCAUUUAAUUUUUUUGCAAUUCUAAUGAUUAGAAAGCCGUUUUGUAUGUUUUUUUGACUCCCCCCCCUCCGCAGUGCUUUAUUUAUUAAGACAAACGCGGGGGUGGGGGGCUUGCUCGGCACCGGGACCCCGCACCCCACCCCUCUCCCGGUUCUGUAGCUGCCGGGCCGUUCGCUGCGCUGCGAUGUGGACGAAUCCGGGGACCCAGGCGGAGAUGCUGCAGAGCCCGGCCGAGUCUGUCCUGAGUGUGAUCUUGAACAUGGGCGGUGCUGUGAGUGCCGGUGAGGACAAUGAUGAACUGAUUGAUAAUUUGAAAGAAGCACAGUAUAUCCGGACAGAACUGGUGGAACAGGCUUUCAGAGCUAUUGAUCGUGCAGAUUAUUAUUUGGAGGAGUUUAAAGAAAAUGCCUACAAAGACUUGGCAUGGAAACAUGGAAACAUUCACCUUUCAGCCCCAUGCAUCUACUCAGAGGUGAUGGAGGCCCUGGAUUUGCAGCCAGGGCUCUCAUUUCUGAACCUGGGCAGUGGCACUGGCUACCUCAGCUCCAUGGUUGGCCUCAUUUUAGGUCCUUUUGGUGUGAACCAUGGGGUGGAGCUUCAUUCUGAUGUGAUAGAGUAUGCAAAACAGAAACUGGACUUCUUCAUCAGGACAAGUGAUAGCUUUGACAAGUUUGACUUCUGUGAACCCUCUUUUGUUACUGGUAACUGCCUAGAGAUUUCUCCAGAUUGUUCUCAGUACGAUCGAGUGUACUGUGGGGCUGGUGUGCAGAAGGAACAUGAAGAGUACAUGAAGAAUCUGCUCAAAGUUGGAGGGAUCCUUGUCAUGCCUCUGGAAGAGAAGUUGACCAAGAUAACACGCACAGGCCCUUCUGCUUGGGAAACCAAAAAGAUCCUGGCUGUUUCCUUUGCCCCUCUCAUCCAGCCCUGCCACUCAGAGUCAGGAAAGUCCAGACUUGUCCAGCUACCACCACUCGCUGUGCGCAGUCUCCAGGACUUGGCCCGAAUUGCCAUCCGGCGUGCCAUUAAGAAGAUCAUUCAUCAGGAAUCUUUGAGCAAAAGUGGAAAUGGACUGAAGAACACCCCCAGGUUUAAACGAAGGAGGAUCCGCCGCCGUCAAAUGGAAACAAUAGUCUUUUUGGACAAAGAAGUUUUUGCCAGUCGUAUUUCCAACCCCUCUGAGGACAACAGCUGUGAAGACUUGGAAGAGGAGCGGAGGGAAGAAGAGAAGACCUCAGCAGAAUCCAAGCCAGACCCUCCGGUGAACUUCCUCCGGCAGAAAGUCCUGAGCCUUCCUCUGCCAGACCCCUUGAAAUAUUACUUGCUUUAUUACAGAGAGAAAUAAAUCUCCCAACUGAGAAGGGGAAGUGAGGAAGAGCCAGUUUCAAGUCUGACUGUGCCCACUGUCUGCUACUGAGGGAUCUCCUGGGAGCCGAUGCCAUGGGGAAGGAAACUGCUAUACCUAUCCACAUUGUAAUUUUCUUUUUCUGGUCUUUUUUUUUGGUACCGGGGAUUGAACUUGGGACCUUGUGCUUGCUAGGCAGGCGAUGGAACCACUGAGCUGAAUCCCUGGCCCUCUGGUUCUUGAUUGUUCUCUAAAAUUUUGAUUCAAUAAUGUGAUUUAUUUAAACAUAAUCUGACAAGACACAAGAAGAGUGUUUUCUUCAAGUGGGGAGAUCUUAUCUCCCUCUGCUGACACAUGUACGGUGGGACCUUAAACUCCUUCACACCAGGUGCAUGUCACACAUUACAAAGAGUGAAGUCAGGACUACCCUGUGUGAAGCAAAGCACAAGUUUGUAAAUGUAUAAAAUCCUUUUCAGUUUACCAUACUGCGUCUUGAGUUUGAAUUGUAUGGUAAGCAACCUCUUAAUUACUGGCACUGAGUUCCACUGAACUUUUUUAGUUUUCGGGAGGGGGAAACAUUAUUGAGAAGUCUUUCUUAUUUUAAUGAAAUUAAUGAAAUGUUAUGUGAAUUGUUGGCUCUUAAGUUUUAAAAGAAAAAAUUAUGAUCAGGGGAGGAAGAAUAAAGGUAUCAAACUGCCAGGUAUCUUUCUGGAAUUUGAAAA
Messenger RNA from Heterocephalus glaber (naked mole-rat), 2245 nucleotides. It is a transcript of the gene Pcmtd2, whose product is annotated as protein-L-isoaspartate (D-aspartate) O-methyltransferase domain containing 2. The record is from RefSeq and is a predicted model, not a curated record. Gene Ontology annotation, molecular function: protein-L-isoaspartate (D-aspartate) O-methyltransferase activity. Gene Ontology annotation, cellular component: cytoplasm. NCBI's taxonomy places the organism in Eukaryota, Metazoa, Chordata, Mammalia, Rodentia, Bathyergidae. Gene Ontology annotation, biological process: protein modification process.